AGCUAAAAGUUGAGAGGCCUGGCCUUUACAGCUACUACCUUAACUUUAUAACAGCUUUCCAGGAGCGAGCCUGUUAUCUUGUGUUGUUCAGUGCAAAGAGCAGCGAGUCAGAGUUCACUCAGAGUUAAUCAGUGUCAGUUUACAAUGCAGCUGUGAAAAAUACCACAGCCGCGUUUCCUGCAGACGCAGAGCCACCAUGGAGCUGCGUCUCUCCAUCUGCGUCCUGCUGCUGCUCUGUGCGCCAAGGAGCUCCGAUGGAGGAAAGAUCUUGGUGUGGUACACUGAGGCCAGCCACUGGAUCAACAUGAAGCCGGUCCUGGAGACGCUGGUGGACAGAGGACACCAGGUGACGGUCCUGGUCCCCAGCGCGUCCAUGUUCAUGAACAGCAGCGAGCCGUCUCGCUUCCAGUACGAACCGUUCGACGUCUCCGUCUCCCGGAGCGACAUGGAAGCGUUCCUCCGGGACUUUCUUCACUUCGCCAUUUACGAGAUGGAUUUCAUGAACUACUUUCAGAUUUACCAAAGAUUUAUAGAACUGUUACAGAACAACAUGAAGGUUUCGCUCCACAUGUUGGAUGGAGUUGUGAGAUCUGAAACGGUGAUGAAAAAACUGAGAGGGGGGAAAUACGACCUGCUUUUUGCGGAUCCCGUCUACCCUGGCAGUGACCUGGCAGCAGACAUUUUGGGGAUCCCUCUCGUUUACUCACUGCGUUUUUCCCUGGCUAAUAACUGGGAGAGGCUGUGCGGUCAGCUGCCUGCUCCACCUUCCUUUGUCCCCGGCGCUAUGAGCAAACUCACAGACAAGAUGGACUUCUCAGAGAGACUGUGGAAUGUCCUCUUCUACGCACUACAGGACAUCGUAAUAGAAAGGUUUAUGUGGAAAGAGCUCGACAAAUAUUACUCUGAUGUCAGAGGAACGCCCACCAGUGCCUGUCAGAUGAUGGGCAAUGGUGACUUCUGGUUGAUGAGGACCUACUGGGAUUUUGAUUUUCCUCGUCCGUUCCUCCCCAACUUUAAAUUUGUUGGAGGGAUCCACUGCAGACCAGCUAAGCCUUUACCAAAGGAGAUGGAAACAUUUGUCCAAAGCUCUGGAGAUGCUGGGAUCGUGGUCUUCUCUUUAGGAUCUAUGGUCAAGAACCUGACCAUAGAGAAAGCAAACACGAUAGCUUCAGCCCUCGCUCAGAUUCCACAAAAGGUGCUGUGGAGAUACUGUGGAGAAAAACCCCAAACUCUUGGUUCUAAUACAAGAGUCUAUGACUGGAUUCCACAAAAUGACCUGCUAGGUCACCCUAAAACUAAAGCUUUCAUCACUCACGGGGGAACAAACGGGAUCUAUGAGGCCAUCUACCACGGCGUUCCCAUGGUGGGGAUCCCCAUGUUUGGUGACCAGCCAGACAACAUGGUGCACAUGGAGGCCAAAGGAGUGGCGCUUACUGUUAACCUUAAGUUUUUGACAACCGAGAGCCUCAGAGACGCUGUCAACACCGUCAUCAAUGACAAAUCCUACAAAGAAAACAUGAUGCGACUGUCCAGAAUCCACCACGACAGGCCCAUGAGUCCUCGGGACGAGGCAGUAAACUGGAUCGAGUUCACCAUGAGGAACAAAGGAGCAAAGCACCUGAGGGUCCAGGCCCACGAGCUCACCUGGUACCAGUAUCACAGCCUGGAUGUCCUAACCUUCCUCUUCACGUUAAACCUGCUCCUCAUCUUCGUCCUCUUCAAAACCUGCAGCUUCUGUUUCCGGAGAUGCAGCAGCAGAAAAACGACAAAGAGAAAAGCUGAAUAACAGACUGACAUGAGAUUUAGUUUUUAGAGACACACUAGCUGAGCCAAAGGACAUAUUAUAACGUAAUCUCACACCAGGAUGUGUCGCUCCUUUAAAGUUGUUUAUCAAUAUGUCUAUUUCUGUGCGGCUUUGUCUUUGCUGCAGCAGAAAAAUGACCAAGAGAAAAGCAGAAUAACAAAACGUGAGAUCUCCUGAUCUGGUGCUUUUCAAACUAAAUACAAAUUUACAGUAUGUUGGUGAUGCCUGUAGCAGUUUGCCAUUUAAGAGUUGAAAUACUUUUGUUUACAAAAAAGAAAUAAGAAAAAAAGUGAUUUUUACAUGUAUUUUCUUAUAUGCAGCUUCGUAUGGCAUUUGAUCAGAUCUAAACAUCUUUCCAGCUAAUUUAAAAUAUUUCAUAUUGGUGUAAUACCACCAGCAUCAACAGUUCUCCUCUGACCUGUGGGGACUUCAAUUUCAAUUUCUGGGUCCAUUACUAUUUUAAUUUUACCUUCUUCCAUUAGCUGGUAUUGUUCUGUUUUUUUUUUACAUUUCUUCUUUAUGCAGAUGAUAUGCAACUGUGUUUCUUUAAAACCUCUCCUGCUGGAUAGGCUGUCUGCUCUGAGAUGUUUAUUUCAGGUCAGUAACUGGAUCUCUAGCAAUUUUCUGGUUUUAAACUCAGGUAAUAUAGAGACUUUGAUACUUGCUCCUAGCCACCUGCAUGGUAAAAUUAGUAAUAUAUUUUCUUUUUGCCCAGCAACCAAAUCCACAGCAAGAAAUCUUGGAGUUACAUUUGACGCUUCAUGAGGCUUUGAUCCAUUUCUCAUUCCUGUUUGUUUCAAUUAAGAAGUCUAAAAUUUAAUCCAUGGUCUCACGAGCAUAUCUUGAGCACAUUAUUCAAGCAUUUGAGUCGUCCCGUCUAGACUGCAGUAAUGCCUUUUUAUAGGUCUGGACAGAUCUUCAAUUUCACACAUCCAAGCUAUCUAGAAUGUAGCAGCCAGACUUCUUACUUAAACCAGUAACUUCUCUCUUACCACCUUGGCCUUAUACUUUCUUUUUUUUUUUUUUUUACCUGCAGGGCUCUAAACGGCAGGCUCCUGAAUAAUUAUGUCAACUUAUAACUAAACACUGCUCCUUGUAACCUUUGCUCUCAAGUCCAUGAUACUUGAGAGCAAAAGGGGGGGGGG
Messenger RNA from Fundulus heteroclitus (mummichog), 2949 nucleotides. Its product is annotated as UDP-glucuronosyltransferase 2A2. The record is from RefSeq and is a predicted model, not a curated record. Gene Ontology annotation, molecular function: UDP-glycosyltransferase activity. The coding region runs from base 197 to 1786 and encodes 529 amino acids. Lineage: Eukaryota; Metazoa; Chordata; Actinopteri; Cyprinodontiformes; Fundulidae. The transcript is spliced from 6 exons.